Messenger RNA from Copidosoma floridanum, 360 nucleotides. RefSeq names its product ras-related protein Rab-28. The record is from RefSeq and is a predicted model, not a curated record. Gene Ontology annotation, molecular function: GTP binding; GTPase activity. Lineage: Eukaryota; Metazoa; Arthropoda; Insecta; Hymenoptera; Encyrtidae.
AUGGCCAUAAUCGGGAAUAAAUGCGACAUGGAACAUCAGAGAACGGUUAAGAGGGACAAAUCUCAUCGAUUUGCCGCCGAAAGUGGCUUUCACUACCACGACAUGUCAGCCAGAACUGGCGAAGCGGUGUCAUUAUCACUGGUGACCCUCGCAUCGAAAAUCUUGGGCGUACGACUCACUAAAAUCGAUCAAGAUUUCCACAGACCAAUCAUUACCGCGGAAAUCGGCGACACGGUCGACGUGCCGAUAACGAAGAAUCGCAAGGCAAUCAAGAGAAAACCGAACAAAAAGCAGUCAACGAUUCAUCAUUUCAAACCAAACCUUCCGGCAGCAAAAUCGGUCACGUGCUCUCUCCAGUAA